This is a messenger RNA of Cyclopterus lumpus (lumpfish), 3586 nucleotides long. RefSeq names its product natriuretic peptide receptor 1b (gene npr1b). Gene Ontology annotation, cellular component: membrane. Gene Ontology annotation, biological process: cGMP biosynthetic process; intracellular signal transduction; protein phosphorylation. NCBI's taxonomy places the organism in Eukaryota, Metazoa, Chordata, Actinopteri, Perciformes, Cyclopteridae. Gene Ontology annotation, molecular function: guanylate cyclase activity; ATP binding; peptide receptor activity. The record is from RefSeq and is a predicted model, not a curated record. Bases 1 to 3198 code for a protein of 1065 amino acids. The transcript is spliced from 20 exons.
AUGGCCGGCUGGACGGGGGUCGCAGCUCUCCUGCUGGUCCUGCUGGUCCUGCUGGACCCUCGGGCCGCCGCCGCCGACCGGUCUCUCCGCCACCGCGGCGCGAGGCGCCAAACCCACCGGGCGCUCCAGAACAUCACGCUGGCCGUCAUCCUGCCGCGCAGCAACACGGACUACCCGUGGGCGUGGCCUCGCAUCGGCCCCGCCCUGCGGCGGGCCGUCGACGCCGUCAACGCCGACCCCGCCUUGCUGCCCGACCACCACCUGGCCUACGUCUUCAAGAACAGCGAGGACAAGGACGGCAUCUGCUCCGAGUCCAUCGCGCCGCUCAUGGCCGUGGACCUGAAGCUGGCCUACGACCCGUGGGCCUUCAUCGGGCCCGGCUGCUCCUACACCUCGUCCCCCGUGGGCCUCUUCACCACCCACUGGGACGUCCCCAUGGUAACGGCGGGCGCCCCGGCCGUCGCCUUCUACGGCGGCAUCUACCCGUCCAUCACCAACACGGGCCCCACCCACAAGAAGCUGGGGAGGUUCGCCCUGCGCAUCUGCGAGCACUUCGGCUGGCGGGAGCACGCCAUGCUGAUGUUCAGCGACAACAAGCUGGACGACCGGCCGUGCUACUUCGCCGUGGAGGGUCUGUUCACGGAGCUGAAGAGCGUCAACAUCACCACCGUGGACAGCGUGUUCGACGAGAACAAGCUGCCCCUCAACUACUCACACAUCCUCUCCGACGUCCAGAACAACGGCCGAGUGAUGUUUGUCUGCUGCUCGCCCGACAUCUUCAGGAAGUUGAUGGUUGAGUUCCGGCAGGCCGAUCUCCCCCACGAGCAAUACGUCUUCUUCUACAUCGACGUGUUCGGGGACAGUCUGAACUCCCGACGCGGGCAGCCGUGGGCGCGCGGGGACGAGGACGACGCCGUGGCCAGGGAGGCCUUCCAGAGUGUAAAGAUCUUGACGUACAGAGAACCGCAGAACCACGAGUACCGACAGUUUGUCUCCGACCUGAAGACCGACGCCAAGAAGAUGUUCAACUACACCGUCGAGGACUCACUGAUGAACAUCAUCGCCGGAGGGUUCUACGACGGUUUGAUGCUCUACACGCACGCUCUGAACGAGACCAUGGCGGAGUCCGCCGGCCGGCCGCCAGGGACCGUCGUCACCAAGAGGAUGUGGAACCGGACCUUCCACGGUGUCACCGGACUCGUUCACCUGGACGAGAACGGAGACCGAGAGACGGACUUCGCUCUGUGGGACAUGACCGACACCAACAGCAGCGCCUUCCAGAUAGUUCUGGUGUACAACAGUUCGGAGGAGCAGCUGACGGCCAUACCUGGAGCCACGCCGCUCUGGCUGGGGGGGGUCUGCCCCCCCGACGUGCCCGUCUGUGGCUUCAAGAACGACAACCCGGUCUGCCUCGCGAAGACGGUCACCAUCCACCAGAUGGUUUCCAUCGUGGUCUUCUUCAUCUUCGCGAUGACCCUCACCAUCACCAUCUUCAUCUACAGGAAGAUGAAGUUGGAGAAGGAGCUGGUGGCUCAGCUCUGGAGGAUGUCCUGGGACGACAUCCAGAUGAGCAACAUGGACAAGGUGCUCCGCAGCGGCAGCAGGAUCACACUGUCCCUGAGAGGAUCAAACUACGGCUCCCUGAUGACCGGAGAUGGGAACCUGCAGGUCUUUGCCAAGACGGGUUACUACAAGGGAAACAUCGUCGCCAUUAAAUACACCAACAAGAAACGCAUCGAGCUGAACAGGGAGGUCCUGUUUGAACUCAAACAUAUGAGAGACGUUCAGAACGAACAUCUGACCCGGUUCAUCGGAGCCUGCAUCGAUCCUCCAGACACCUGCAUCAUCACAGAGUACUGUCCUCGAGGGAGUCUGCAGGACAUUUUGGAGAACGACAGCAUCACUCUGGACUGGAUGUUUAAAUAUUCUCUCAUCAACGACAUCGUCAAGGGCAUGCUGUUCCUCCACAACAGCGUCAUCUUGUCUCACGGUAAACUGAAGUCGUCCAACUGUGUCGUCGACAACCGCUUCGUCCUGAAGAUCACCGACUACGGUUUGUCCAGCUUCAGGACGCAGGGCGACGCGGAGAAGGACGCCCACGCCUACUACGCCCAGAGGUUGUGGAUGGCUCCGGAGCUGCUCCGGAUGGAGGCUCCUCCCCCUCAGGGAACUCAGAAAGGAGACGUCUACAGCUUCGGCAUCGUCCUCCAGGAGGUGGCGCUGCGCCGAGGAGCCUUUUUCUUGGAGGGAAACCCACUCAGCCCCAAAGAGGUCGUGGACCGGGUGGUUCUGGGCGAGUGGCCCUGCCUCAGACCCACCGUCGACCCCCAGGCUCACAGCCCCGAGCUGGGCCAGCUGAUGCAGCGCUGCUGGGCCGAGGAGCCGACGGAGAGGCCGGAGUUCAACCACAUCCGCCUGCUGCUGCGCAAGCAGAACAAAGAGUCCAGGACCAACAUCCUGGACAACCUCUUGUCCAGGAUGGAGCAAUACGCCAACAACCUGGAGGAGCUGGUGGAGGAGCGGACUCAGGCCUACCAUGAGGAGAAGCGUAAGGCGGAGGCCCUGCUGUACCAGAUACUACCACACUCGGUGGCGGAGCAGCUGAAGCGCGGCGAGACGGUUCAGGCCGAGGCCUUCGACUCCGUCACCAUCUACUUCAGCGACAUCGUGGGCUUCACCGCCAUCUCGGCCGAGAGCACGCCGAUGCAGGUCGUGACCUUCCUGAACGACCUCUACACCUGCUUCGACGCCAUCAUCGACAACUUCGACGUUUACAAGGUGGAGACCAUCGGCGACGCCUACAUGGUGGUGUCGGGGCUGCCGGGCAGGAACGGCCAGCUGCACGGCCGGGAGAUCGCCCGCAUGGCGCUCGCCCUGCUGGACGCCGUGCGCACCUUCAAGAUCUGCCACCGGGCGGAGCAGCAGCUGAAGCUGAGGAUCGGCAUCCACAGCGGCCCGGUGUGUGCCGGCGUGGUGGGCCUGAAGAUGCCCCGGUACUGCCUGUUCGGAGACACCGUCAACACGUCGUCUCGCAUGGAGUCCAGCGGAGAAGCGCUGAAGAUUCACGUGUCGGCGGCGACGCGCGACGUCCUGCUGGAGUUCAACUGCUUCCAGCUGGAGCGCCGAGGAGACGUGGAGCUCAAGGGCAAAGGCAAGAUGACCACCUAUUGGCUGCUGGGAGAGAGCGGCAGCCAAUGAGGAGACAGAUGAGACCAGGGCAAGAUGACCACCUAUUGGCUGCUGGGAGAGAGCGGCAGCCAAUGAGGAGACAGGAAAGGAAACCUCCGACGUCUCCAACCCAAAUACAACAAGCUGUGAAUAAACCUCCGUAAUAAAAGAGGGAUUAUAAGUAUCUGUUCACUCGUAUUCUGUAAAGAAGUAUUAAAUGUAUUAUAAACAGAUUUAAUAUCCUGUAAAAUAUUUGAUUUGGCUGAUAAAGACUUCCUGUUUGUAAAGCGUCUAAAAACUAAUUUGUGAACUCGUGUAAAUAUUUUAUAUCACAGAAAGUCGGUUUGAGCUGCGCUUUUUUGUUCUGGUUUACCCACAAUUCAUAGCGGCGGCCAAUAAAAAGCUUGUUUUGUUUUCU